AUUUCCCCCCCAACUGUUUACAUACACUUAAGACAUAACCGACUGUGUUUGCAUGAAUACUCAGCAAGACCUACACUUUGACAUGAUGUGCAUUUAUUUGACCGCCCAAGCGUAAUAAGCCACUAAAGAGAACUCAAUUCAGUACUCACACGAUGAGGGGGCUUUCUGUGCGUGCGUUACAAGUGUGUGCACACAGAAAGCCCCCUCCCAUUCAGGUCAAAUUUGUGCAAUCUCUUUCUCUUUCUUUUUACUGAAUGCCUUAUCAGAAGUCUUUAGAUCUUGGCAUGAUGACACUACACACCUCAGUAGCAAAGGGAACACCAGACACUAGAUAUACCAGGGUGAAUUGGAGGUGAAGUUGAGGUGAAGUAUAUGUACCCACCAGCCUGUGUUAGUGCAAUCUUAACACCAGCAGAGGGAAACUCAUUCUACCAGUGUUGACAGUUUAUAUCACUUGAAGUUUCAACGUCAACAUUGACGCAUCUAGCAUCAUGAUGUUCCUGAAGCUCACACUGCUCACCUUACUUAUUGUAGCUCCUGACCUGCAUGUGUCUGGAGAGAAUUUGCCCUGCUCUGGUGAUGCCAGCAUGUGUCCAAUAAUUGUUACCUGUGAACAUGGUACUGCUGUGCUGAAUUGUGGUGCUCGCCAUAUAAGGAUCAUCAAUGCUUUCUAUGGCCGAAUUGAUUCGCAUACGUGUGUCGCAGGACAACCCCACAGAUCUAUCCGCAACACACGUUGCUCCGCACCUCAUGCAACAGCUAAAGUUAAAGCGAGAUGUAAUGGAAGGUGCUACUGUCAGGUGCCUGCUAAAAAUCAUUUCUUCUCUGACCCCUGCUAUGGCACCUAUAAGUACAUGAAAAUUGCGUACAACUGUGUCUAACUUAUAACUUGAGGGAUUCCAGCUUUCCGCAGUGGCCUCUCUUCAGUCUGAAAAGGAAUGAGACCAAGUUUUACAUAUGGCAAACAUGCAGAUGUUAGAGUGCACAUGUUCUGGUGUUGCUUUGGUGUUGGUGUACUUUAUAUUUGCAUGUUAUAUAAUUACCUGCUUAUACCUGUAAUGAUUUUCCCCCUGAAACUUGAUUAUUUUCUUUACAUGUAAUCACUUCCUCCUAAACAAAUUAACUUUAUUAAUGAUUCUGCAAUAAACUAUCCUCUAAAUGCAAGCAUAACA
Messenger RNA from Ictalurus furcatus (blue catfish), 1172 nucleotides. Its product is annotated as rhamnose-binding lectin-like. The record is from RefSeq and is a predicted model, not a curated record. Bases 492 to 881 code for a protein of 129 amino acids. The transcript has 9 exons. NCBI's taxonomy places the organism in Eukaryota, Metazoa, Chordata, Actinopteri, Siluriformes, Ictaluridae. Gene Ontology annotation, molecular function: carbohydrate binding.